This is a messenger RNA of Prorocentrum cordatum, 2289 nucleotides long. NCBI's taxonomy places the organism in Eukaryota, Dinophyceae, Prorocentrales, Prorocentraceae. The record is from the annotation of a GenBank genome assembly.
CCCUCCGAACUUCCCCCCUUCCGCUCGCCGCCGAGUAGCGCCUACGCGGGCGCUGCCCUUGCGCGGAGCACCGGCACGUCGCAUGGCCCGUGCCGUCGGUACUAGCGGGGCCCCUCGGCAGCCGCCGCCGGCGACCCUCCGAGGCAGUUUUGGCUCGGGCCGGCCUCGGCCGAGCGGGGGGCCGCUUGCCCAGCCUGGCCCACGGGCGUGGCCGCAGGGGCGGGGCUGCCCCGCCCCCCUGGCGGGCAUGUUCCGCGCCAGCGACAUCUUCGGCCGCACGGCCGGCGGCGCGGAGAGGCCCUCGGUGGUCAAGACGGCCUCCGACGCCCCCGGCGGCAAGCGCCUGCUGAGCACCGGCAGCGCGGGGCCGGUCUCGCGGACGUGGGACCCCGCCAGCGGCCAGUUCGUCGAAGAUGAGAUCCCAGCGGAGGUGCAGCACCUCAUGGGGCUCGGCAAGAGGGCUCGGGCGGGGCCCGCGCCGGAGCAGACGCAGGGCGCUGCGUGGGGCGAGGGCCACGGGCUGAAGGAGCCCAGGGUGCUGAACCCGGUGGGCCUCGCGCCGCCCCAGUCCAGGGGGCAGGCGGGCGGGUCCAAGGUGGCCCACCCCGAGGUGGACAGGAACGCCCCCUCGGUCGAGUACAGAGGGUUCAGCAAGGUCGACCUGAACGACCGCUACUUCGAGAGGCAGAACUGCCAGAUCAACGGCAGGCCCACGUACUGGGGCGUCGACGGGCAGUACUUCAUAUACUGGCAGGGCCCGCUGUCGAGGUGGUCCAUCUGCGACGUCGGCAGCUUGGCGGCGGUCCGGGCCGGCCAGCUCCCCGGCUGGGCCUACAAGCAGGACCACCGGCACCUGUCGGGGGCCGCCGGCUGGAUGGAGGCCUGGGACGGCUCGUGGCGGGAGCCGGAGAUCGAGGUCUGCUUCAGGUCGGCAGCGGGCCACAAGCCCCAGUGGGAGGACCCCACGGCGCAGCAGGCCGUGAGCGCCGUGGAGUUCCGGGGAUUCGCCAUGCGGGAGCUCAGCGCCCGCUACCUGCUGAGGCCGUCGGAGAUGCUGCAGGGCAAGCCCAGCUACUGGGACCCCUCUGGCGUGUACUUCUUAUACUGGCAGCAGCAGAUGAGGAGGUGGGCCAUCUGCGACCUCAAGUGCAUCGAGGCGGUCCGGGAGGGCCAGUGCCCCGGCUGGGCGUACCGGCGCGACUCGGGGCACUUUGCCAACGCCUGCGGCUGGGUGGAGAUGAGAGACAGCGAGUGGACGGACGCGAAGGUAGAGACCGCGGUGAUAUCGACGUGCUCGAAGGGCCUGAAGGUCGAGCUGAGCGGGUUCGGUAAGCAGGAGUUGAACACACAGUACGUCGAGAGGCCAGACGAGGUGGUCCAGGGCCGCGUGACCUUCUGGGACCCCUCGGACAGUUACUUCAUCUAUUGGCAGAGCGCCAUGAAGAGGUGGGCCGUGUGCGACCUGGUCAGCCUGCCCCAGGCGAAGGCUGGGGACCCCCCAGGCUGGGCCUUCAGGACGGACUCGCAGCACUUCACGAGGAGUGCGGGCGUGUGGAUGGAGGCCCACGGCCGCGAGUGGAGGAGGGCGGAGGUCGCGUGCACGGUGCUGGAAGGAACCGUCCGCCCCGACGCGGCGGCGGUGAAGACGGAGCAGGCGGCCGACGACGCCCGGCUGAGCGCGGAGCAGUACAAGACGCUCGUGCGCCGCGUGUACGAGCAGAAGAACCCAGGCAAGUUGCCCGACCUCCCCGCGAUCUUGGACAGGUACGAAGGCACGGAGCACGAGCUCUUCAGCAUGGUCUGCGAGAAGUACCAGGUCGACGCGGACGAGUUCGCCGCCGCCGAGGCCGCGGCGAAGGCCGCCGAGGAACAGCCCCCGGGCGGCGAGGAAGAGGAGGAGGAGUACGCCCACCUCGCCGGAGCGGAGUGUCCCGAGCUGACGGCGCGGGAGUACGCCACCCUCGUCCAGAACGUGUACCUGCGGCACAACGCGAAGAAGCUGUCGGACAUGGGGCGCCUUCUGGUGAAGUACAAAGGGCGCGAGCGGGAGCUGCUCCACGAGGUGUGCGCCAAGUACGGCGAGAGCCCCGCGGUCCUCCACGCGAGAUGCGAGAGGGAGAAGCGGCAGGCGCCCGCGGCGGUGGCGGAGCCCGUGUGAGCCUCCCCCCCCCCGAGAGGGAAGCGGUGGCGCGGCGAGGCCCGGGCCCCGCCGCGGGGCCUGUGUCCCGUCUGGGCCGCCGCUGCUCCGACGCGCGCUGCUCGCCCCGGAGGGCACGGGGGGGGGGGGAG